Molecule: messenger RNA, 594 nt
Organism: Funneliformis geosporum
Lineage: Eukaryota; Fungi; Glomeromycota; Glomeromycetes; Glomerales; Glomeraceae
Source: the annotation of a GenBank genome assembly
AUGAAUCCUGAAGUUUAUCCAAUUGAUCUAACGGUAGAUCGAAAAGUCGUAUCAGAUAUUUUACAUGGUAAUAUUCUUGAUUCCGGGAUCCUACAUACCAUACUGUUUUAUCGCGUAUUUGGGAAUAUUAAACCAAAGGAAGUGGAUUUGUUAGACAUCACAUAUUCUGCUAUAGAUGAUCCAGAAAUUGAAAAGGUAGUUGACGAUAGAGUAGAUCAGUUCAUGCGCAUCUUAGAAACUCAAGGAAAUCAAAAAGGACAGAUUGCCGUAAUAUUUCACGAAAAAAGAACAAAAAAAGCUUGGUUUAGUAAAUCCGAAGAAGAAAUUUGUUGGGAACAAUGGCCUGUCACUAUAAACACGGUUAUAUGUCGGACCGAAAAUGAAACAAAGAGAAUUCGUAAAGAUAUGGAUGAUCAAUUAGCUACGUGUUUAUUGGACAUUAUACGAUUCGUUAAUGAUAAAAAGGAUCACAUACCUCCCAUAACAACCUCUGACAUCAAUCCAUUUCCCUUUCAAAUUGUUAUCCCCGAUACCACAGAUACUUGGGGUACGGUAUUAAAAAGAAUGUUAACAGACCCAUCACAGCAAGUUUAA